Miniopterus natalensis is the source of this 3234-nucleotide messenger RNA. Lineage: Eukaryota; Metazoa; Chordata; Mammalia; Chiroptera; Miniopteridae. The record is from RefSeq and is a predicted model, not a curated record.
CCCCAUCCCCCAUGUGUCCUAGAUUAUCUUGAAACAAUGCUGACUUCUUGUUACGUUGUUUUUUAUUUGCAAAGACUGUUUUGUUCAGUAGGUAACAGAUUGACUCUUCUCAACUCAGCAGGGACGAAAAUUCCUCCUUAAACCCUCACUCCCAGUAUGCAACUUGUGCUGGCUCAGGCCUUCCUCUGCGCGUCCCCCAGGUCCCCCAAAGCCUGGCUCUGUGCUGUCAGUGAAUUGCUUGGCAUUUCACAGCUGAAGAAACCUUAACAUUACCUGGUAAACCGGCCCGUUUCAUAGAAACGACCAUAAUGUAGAGAGAGGGUUAACUUGUUUAUCCUCAAUGUUCCAGGCAGGACAAAGGCCCCAGCAGGUUUCCUGCCUGCAGACUCUUUUCUUUUUUGACCAGGUGGAAUAGCCUGGACGUUAAGUGCAGGGGAGCCGCUCCGAGCUGGAAUCUCAACUCUUUCGGCUUCUUCCUGUGUGACGCUGUCUAGUUACUUCCCCUCACUGCUAUGAGUUUCCUCCUCCAUGAGCUGAGGAUAAUAAUAGUGCUGGCCUCAUGGGGUUGUUGUGGGGAUUAAAUGAGGAAAGCACUUAAACCAGUACCUGUUGCUCGAACAUGCUUUAUAUGUAGCAGUCAUCACGGCACCACGUCCUCAGCUUCAUCAUGAUGUUUUAGAAGCGUGACACUCAAAGACUGGGUCACAUUCAGCAGAGCAUCACAAUGAAGGGCGCAGGUUUGCUUCUUAGCCACUUACUGCCUUUGUGACCUUUAACUCAGUAUCCUCAUCUGUAAAAUGGGAUAAGUGACAUCAGCCUGGCCAGCUAGUUAUGGGGGUUAAACUAGACAGCACAUGUAAAUAAAGCCCUUAUCUUGGUUCCCGGGUCAUCGUCUGGGCUCUGAAAUGAUAACUCUUGUCAUUAUAACCUUAGUCUAGCUCAAAGGCCUAUGUGAGAUCAAGCUUCGAAAGGUAGGUAUUUGUAAGAGGUGUUUUAGCUAAAAGACACGGUGUCCUCGGAUUUUAGAUGCCAAAGGAACACUUGUUAAAUGUUCUCUCUGAUUCUAACAACCUGAUUUUUUUUCACCUUGCAGCAGGAGUUCUUUGUAGUACACCGCUUUCUCUCCUUCUGUCCUCUGUGUGACUGUCACCUUUGUUGUCAUUGCCAUCGUCCAGGAGAGCCUGCCGUUAAUGAAUGCACUAGCGUCAUUACUAUCGCUGUGUGCUCAGAAGUCCUGUUCUUGUUGUAGGACUGUGACCUCUUUUAUGAUGGAGGGAAGCCGGCAGACGCGAGUGUCUCGACCCUACAAGAUCAGCGAAUCUUCAAAGGUGUACCGCUGGGCCGAGCACUCGACUACAGUGCUGCAGCGGCUGAACGAGCAGCGCCUGCGCGGCCUCUUCUGUGACAUCGUCCUGGUGGCGGACGAGCAGCGUGUGCCAGCCCACCGCAACCUGCUGGCCGUGUGCAGCGACUACUUCAACUCCAUGUUCACCCUGGGCAUGCGCGAGGCCUUCCAGAAGGAGGUGGAGCUGAUCGGCGCCUCCUACAUCGGCCUCAAGGCCGUGGUGGACUUCCUGUACGGCGGGGAGCUGGCGCUGGACGGCGGCAACAUCGACUACAUCCUGGAGACGGCCCACCUGCUGCAGAUCUGGACUGUGGUGGAUUUCUGCUGCGAGUACCUGGAGCAGGAGGUGAGCGAGGACAACUACUUGUACCUGCAGGAGCUGGCCUCCAUCUACAGCCUCAAGCGGCUGGACGCCUUCAUCGACGGCUUCAUCCUGAGCCGCUUCGGCACCCUGUCCUUCACGCCCGACUUCCUGCAGAACAUCUCCAUGCAGAAGCUGUGCGUGUACCUGGGCAGCAGCGAGGUGCAGCGGGAGUGUGAGCAUGACCUGCUGCAGGCCGCCCUGCAGUGGCUGACGCAGCAGCCGGAGCGCGAGGCCCACGCCUACCAGGUGCUGGAGCACAUCCACUUCCCGCUCAUCCCCAAGAACGACCUGCUGCACCGCGUCAAGCCGGCCGUGUGCUCGCUGCUGCCCAGGGAGGCCAACUGCGAGGGCUUCAUCGAGGAGGCCGUGCGCUACCACAACAGCCUGGCGGCCCAGCCGGUCAUGCAGACCAAGCGCACGGCGCUCCGCACCAACGAGGAGCGCCUGCUGUUCGUGGGCGGCGAGGUCUCCGAGCGGUGUCUGGAGCUCAGCGACGACACCUGCUACCUGGACGCCAAGAGCGAGCAGUGGGUCAAGGAGACGCCCCUGCCGGCCCGACGGAGCCACCACUGUGUUGCUGUGCUGGGGGGGUUCAUCUUCAUCGCGGGCGGCAGCUUUUCGAGGGACAAUGGAGGGGACGCGGCGUCCAAUCUUCUUUAUAGGUAUGACCCCCGCUGUAAACAGUGGAUCAAGGUGGCCUCCAUGAACCAGCGCCGUGUGGAUUUCUACCUUGCCUCCAUCGAAGACAUGCUGGUGGCCGUCGGUGGCCGGAAUGAAAAUGGAGCUCUCUCUUCAGUAGAGACUUACAGUCCCAAGACCGACUCCUGGUCCUACGUGGCCGGCUUGCCAAGGUUCACGUAUGGCCACGCAGGCACCAUCUACAAAGACUUCGUGUACAUCUCGGGGGGCCACGACUACCAGAUCGGCCCCUACCGCAAGAACCUGCUGUGCUACGACCACCGGACGGAUGUGUGGGAGGAGCGCCGGCCCAUGACCACAGCGCGGGGCUGGCACAGCAUGUGCAGCCUGGAGGACCGCAUCUACUCCAUCGGGGGCAGCGACGACAGCGUGGAGUCCAUGGAGCGCUUCGACGUGCUGGGCGUCGAGGCCUACAGCCCGCAGUGCAACCAGUGGACCCGGGUGGCCCCGCUGCUGCACGCCAACAGCGAGUCGGGCGUGGCCGUGUGGGAGGGCCGCAUCUACAUCCUGGGCGGCUACAGCUGGGAGAGCACGGCCUUCUCCAAGACGGUGCAGGUGUACGACCGCGAGAAGGACAAGUGGAGCAAGGGCACUGACCUGCCCAAGGCCAUCGCCGGCGUGUCCGCCUGCGUCUGUGCCCUGAAGCCGCGGCUGGAGGACAAGAAGAAGAAGGGCAAGGCCAAGAGGCACCAGGACCGGGGCCAGUGACCCGGCCCGUGCCCCCUGGGGCCUCGUCCCCGCCGCCACCUCCCAGAGUGUCUGCAGACCAGCAAGCGACUUCAUUAGAGCCCUGGAACCAUUGUGUACCACUUAGCAGCUUUUUUUU